UACUGCACAUGUCACAUGAAUGAACAGAAAAAAAAAAAAAGAACAGAGAAAUGGUCUAACCACCGCGCUCUCAUGGCAGAGAGAAAGAUUAGCUUAUCUCCGGAAUCUUGGAGGAUUAGGGCUUAAUCCCAUUGGUUGAUCUAUUACUCGGGAGAGAAACUUCGCCAGCUUUGACUUUUGCUUCGCCUAGCCCUCGAUUUCUUCGUCCUCUACACCUGCUCUCCGAUCUCCAUGCCUUGAAUAGUCAGGAGGCUCGAAUCCGCGGGGAGGCUCGUCGUCGUCUUCCUGCACCACCAUCUGCCGGGAGCGGGAGGGGCACAUCUCGCCGCCGGUGGUGGAACUGGAAUCACGGGGCGGUUGGGUUUGGUUCCUGGGAUGGUGCGGAUCUGAGGGAGCGCGCGCGCCGGUUGUUCGAUCCCCGUCGCUCCCGAUUUGUCCUUGUCGAAGAAAAUGGAGGAGGAUCAAUCAGCCACAUACAGCGUCGAUGACGCACUUCUGUCAUCAGGUUUUGGGAGGUUCCAAAUAUUGAUUCUUUCAUAUGCUGGGGUCGGCUUGAUUGCAGAAGCAAUGGAGAUGAUGCUGCUAUCGUUCGUUGGUCCAUCAGUACAGUUAGAAUGGAAGCUUAGUGCACAUCAGGAAAGCAUGAUCACAAGUAUUGUAUUUGUUGGAAUGCUAAUAGGAGCUUACUCUUGGGGUGUAGUUUCAGACAACUACGGAAGGAGGAGAGGGUUCCUAUUUACUGCCAUUGUGACAAGUGGAGCUGGAUUUCUCAGUGCUUUUGCGCCUAACUAUGUGUCACUGAUUUCUCUACGAUUUCUAGUUGGUGUUGGUUUGGGAGGGGGACCUGUUCUUGGAUCUUGGUUCUUGGAAUUUGUUCCUGCUCCAACCAGAGGAACUUGGAUGGUGGUAUUUUCAGCAUUUUGGACUGUUGGGACCAUCUUUGAGGCCUCCCUUGCUUGGACAGUAAUGCCCAAGUUUGGCUGGAGAUGGUUGCUAGCAUUGUCUUCUGUUCCGUCAUUUGUUCUGCUUUUAUUUUAUGUUAUUACGCCAGAGUCACCAAGGUUCCUAUGCAUGAAAGGCAGAAUAGCAGAAGCUAUGGAUGUAUUGGAGAAAAUGGCUAGACUAAACAAUGUACAACUCCCUUCCGGAAAUCUUGUUUCUGACAAAAACAUUGAGCUAGAUGAACUUUCAACAUCUGAGUCUACAACACUUCUUGCUGAUGCUGAAGAAAAUGACACCAUCGUUGAAGAGAAAGGUUCCAGUUUAGGAGGUCUGUCUAUAGCGAAGCUGCUGUCGCCAAAAUUGAUAAGAGCAACCCUGCUCCUAUGGAUGGCUUUCUUUGGAAAUGCCUUUUCCUAUUAUGGAAUUGUUCUGCUCACAUCAGAGUUAAGUAACGGAAAUAGGAUAUGUGCAAAAGAGGAGGUUGAAUCCAUACGCUCAAAUGACGCAAGCUUAUACAAAAACGUUUUUAUAUCUAGCUUUGCAGAGAUUCCAGGAUCAAUUUUGUCGGCCAUGAUUGUGGAUAGAAUUGGUAGGAAGCUGUCGAUGGCAUCUAUGCUAUUCACAAGCUGUGUUUUCUUAUUCCCACUGGUUUUUUCCCGGACGGACAUGCUAACGAGGAUCUCUUUGUUUGGAGCCCGGCUUUGUAUCUCUGCUAGCUUUACAAUUGUAUACAUUUAUGCUCCAGAGAUAUACCCAACCUCUGUCAGAACAACCGGCAUUGGCGUGGCGAGCUCCGUAGGUAGGAUUGGAGGAAUCCUCUGCCCACUCGUCGCUGUUGCUCUAGUACACAGCUGCCAGCAGACGACGGCGAUCCUUCUCUUUGAGCUUGUAAUCUUCCUCUCCGGGCUGGCCGUCUCAUUUUUCCCUUUCGAGACAAAAGGCCGUAGACUUAACGACACCGAAGUCGUUAUGAAUUGAUGAGGUGGUUGUGUUGUCUCACCAUUUUUUGUACCCAACUUUGUACGCUGUGCUGCUGCUGCUGAUAAGCCUGAUAUUGUUUGGUCAUUGGAAUCAAUUAUCGGUAUACCAUGAUGUUAUUUUCAGGU
Molecule: messenger RNA, 2048 nt
Organism: Oryza brachyantha (malo sina)
Lineage: Eukaryota; Viridiplantae; Streptophyta; Magnoliopsida; Poales; Poaceae
Product: organic cation/carnitine transporter 7
Exons: 6
Coding region: 451-1920 (489 amino acids)
Biological process (GO): transmembrane transport
Cellular component (GO): membrane
Molecular function (GO): transmembrane transporter activity
Source: RefSeq, a predicted model, not a curated record